CCUGUUUGGACCAUAGAGAUGGAAGGAAUUCCCCCGAAAGCAAGCUGUAAAUAUGCCCUUCUUCAAGAUGGCGGAGUUCCCACUUCAUUAAUGAAUUUGGGUGAGGUACAAUGCCACAAACAUACUCAUGAUGUUCAAUUCCAAUAGAGCAUUAGGGGAAGGAGAUUUGAGAAAAUUACUGAAGAUUUAUCGCACAGAGAUUUCGAUGGCAGUCGAUGAUGUCUUCCCAUUACUUCAUGGGCUUGCUGAUCAUGAAAUUGUCACUGAAGAGAUGUUCAAGGACACUCUCCACCUGAAGGAAACUGAAGGUUGCCACAGGGCUUUUUAUACUAUGUUGACAUGGUUGCUAAAUCAGGAUUUAUCUUCCAUAGAAGAUUUCUGGAGAGUCCUUUUCAAAGAGUACAACUUGGAGAGGUAUUCCAAGCUUCAGUCCAUUUGGAGCAGCUUUCCUAAAGAUAUGGAUUUCGGCAAGCAUCGCAAAACAAAGAAAGUUGCCAUUAGUCCAAAGACUGUGACUCAGCACAAAUCACAAGGAAAGAGAAAGAUAGAAGACCCUUUGCAAUUAACUCAGCCUUCAGGGAAAAUUGAUCUGCACUUUGGGUCCCUUCCUAAAACAAAAACAGUGAAGAAAUCAGAAAAUGCUGAGGUACAACAAUACCCUCUUCCAAGUGGCAAUGCUAAGAAAUUUGUUAAAGUUGGGGAUGAAUGUUAUACAUCAAGCACAUCGGAAGAACUUGGAGAAAAUAAAGCUUAUGAAAAGAAGCCCAGCACGAAUAACAAAGAACCCCAGAAGAACGAUGAUGAAUGUGCCAUCUGUAGGGAUGGUGGAGAGCUGAUCUGUUGUGAUGGAUGCCCUAAGGCCUUUCAUCUUGGUUGCCUUAUACCACCAUUGACAGAAAUUCCAAGUGGGACAUGGAGGUGUGAUUCCUGCUCACCUGGGAAAGCCAAAGAGGACAGGGGCACUGAAGAGGAGAAGAAUAGAGAGUCCUUUACUCAAAGUCAGGGUGCUGUUUAUGUCCAGAGAACAAUUGAAGAUGGGAGGAGAGUUCUUAUCAAAGAACCUCUGUGUGCCUCUUUCAGGCAGCCACUGCCAUCUUUGCUCUCUAUGUCCGUGGCAGCUCCAUCCACAGUACAGAAUGCUGGAACAGAGAAACAACUGAAACUAACCAUUGGUGACAAAUGCGGUAUAUGCCGGAAAGGAGGAGAUGUGAUCUACUGCAAUAAAUGUUUCAGGGCUUUCCACUGGCGCUGCCAUUUUCCUGCCCACACAGAUGAAAUCAGUGGAAUCCUGAUAUGUAAGUCCUGUUUUGACAACUCUACAGUUGUCAGCUUGGAAGGAGACGCUCACUCCAGUGCUCAAACACUACGAGCAGUAAAGGUGCUAGAAGAUUCUGCUGGAACUGAACCUGCAUUGAACAAAGAUGAUUUGGAUUCACUCUUAGGGGAGAAUACAUUUGAUGGGAUUUUGCAUUGGGCAUUCCAGAGCAUGCCUCGUUCAUUAUCAGGCACACAAGGAUUUUUCUCAUAAUAGUCUUGGUGGCAUUAUUUUUCAAUAUCUAGUUCCAUUGCUACGGUUCAGUAACAUGAGAUAUAAUCUCAUUACAAUUCAACACUAUGUUCAAAAUACGUUUUUUAUGUUUUAUAUAUAUUAAUGUCAUAUUUAUACCAAUAUGAUUGUUCCUUUAAAUGUGGUGAUUUUUAGUUGUCAGAAUGUAGUGAUAGUGUUUAUUUAGUAAACACUGUUUACAGUUACAAUGAUGAUGAAAAAGUAUCUUCAGACCAAUCUUUGCGUUUACAACCUUCAUGGACUUGUAAAGCAAAAAAAGAAAGAAAGAAAGAAAGAAAGAAAGAAAGAAAGAAAGAAAGAAAGAAAGCUGAAGUAACAUCAUAAGCACAGCUGUGAUUUCAUUUAGUGACAGCUUUGCUUAACCACCAAGUUCCAAUUGUAGUAACUAAACUAGAACUUCAUGCUUAUUGUUAAUUUGUAACUGAACAGGUCAACAAAUUAAUUUUUCUAUUAAUCUGUCACAACUGUUGGUAUGAUAGUAGUAUCAUAGUAAAACAUUCAGAAAAUCUGCAAUUGGUGGUGGAGUUCCCAGGGACUUAAUUUGCCUUCUGUGGGAGAAAAGUUGGAGACAGCUCAGGAAUUCCUAAUGACUAUGAGAGGCAUGGACCUGUUCCGGGUAUAAGGGCUCAACACAUUGUCACUUUAGAUGAGGUUUUUAUCUUGGGACAGCCAAUGUGAUCUAUAACUUUGGGCGAUUAAUAUUAUGUUUUGCCAUGGCCAAAAAACUUGCAUACUAUAAAGUGACGUCUAAAUUUCUGAAUGUUUUAUUAUUAUUCUAUCAUGCCAUAACUUGAUAAGGAAGAUCUGGUGCCAUACCACUCAUGAAAUAAAUAGACAUGCAUUCAGGACUUUGGAACAGAUGGGCUGUAAUGUACCCUAAAAUUGCCAGUUUUUCUAGUACUGCUCCUAUGUCUAAUAUAAAGAAUUAAACAAAUUAAGCUUUUGCUUUCAUCUUUCUCUAUGCUUUAAAAUAAUAAUCUCAUUACACACUCAAUUAAUAAAGCAUAUAAGGGAGUCCGGGAGCUCUUAUUUCAUUAUUAUUUGUAUACUUCAUCUUGCUAUUGUUACAACAUUUUGAAAAGACAGUACACUAGUUUUGAUAAAUAGAGAGGGAAAUGAGCAGUUAUGAAAUAUGAAAUAUAAAUAAAUAAUCUUACUAUUCUGGGGGAAAAAACACCUACUGCAUAAUUAAUACAAAACUUCAGGUCCUUGUGCCAUGAGGUAUAUUUUCAGCAACAGCUGCAUUCUUUAGUUUGAGUUGGUGCAAAUAGCAAUAGCGAAUGACAACUCAUAGUAAAUCUCAACUCUGUAGUCAUGUGGAAAUACAUCAAAGGUUUUGAGGUUCUCUGAAUAUUUUUUUCCAUUUCUGAAAAGUUGAAUGUAAAAUUAUCAGUUUCAUUCACCUUUGUAACUCUUGCACAC
Pantherophis guttatus is the source of this 2989-nucleotide messenger RNA. RefSeq names its product autoimmune regulator (gene AIRE). Gene Ontology annotation, molecular function: translation regulator activity; DNA binding; DNA-binding transcription factor activity, RNA polymerase II-specific. Gene Ontology annotation, biological process: humoral immune response; regulation of transcription by RNA polymerase II. NCBI's taxonomy places the organism in Eukaryota, Metazoa, Chordata, Lepidosauria, Squamata, Colubridae. The record is from RefSeq and is a predicted model, not a curated record. Gene Ontology annotation, cellular component: nucleus; cytoplasm.